CAGUUUAAAGUCGAGUGAAAAGGAAAUGCGGCGAGCUCCUCGCGGUAUAAUCGUGUUACACACCGAUGCAGAUUGUGCCAUUCUACAUUGCACCAUUUUCAGUUUACUCAACCAAAGUACUGUGUUGGUGUGAUGUUAGCUGGCUGCACUACACGCAUCAUGCAUGGCGCGAUAAAAUUUCCAACAGGUAAACUCAAGUGCCGAGGACAUUGCAAUUAUUGUCAACCAUUAGCCUGAACUCUCUAGAGCUGAAUAACAUGGGGUACUUGGCUUAUCAGCUGGCGACUAAACGUCUUAUCGUAUCAUUCUUCACGAAACGAUGGCUAAUUGUGGGCACUUCCGUUUCCCUUUAAAAAGAUAAGGGACACUGAUGCAUGCUCGUCUGGUUCACCGCUGUUGCGAGCGUGCACUGUAUAGUCAUCGUUGAUCUCUUCUGUUUGUGGUUUACAUUAUUCCAUUACUCAUUAAGCAUUAUCAGCGUAGUAAUUCAUCAAGAUAUUGCAACUUGUGACGACCCUUUUUUUCCUCGUAUGUUUUUCGACGGUCUAUAAUUAAAUUCUGUCAGUUUUGUUGCAUAUGCAUUAUCUGAGCGGCUAAGGCCACAAGGAAAUCAAAAAUAUUUCACUGAAACGUUAACGGCAGAAAAUUUGAUAAUGCGAAGAUUAUUUUGAAAGGUUUAUAUGUCGCGAAACUGAUGCGAAAUGAAAGGAUUAUUUGCUCGAAAGAAAGUAAAGUCGCCUGACAGCGAUGCAUUUCCCCCGGAUAUCGGCAGCUAUCACGCCGAUCAUGACUCCUUGGCGCGCGAUCGCUACGCACCGGAUGCCGACGAGACGGGCUCACGGUCAUCUACAUCGUCAGCCACACGCGGCUCUCCCGGCCAACUGAGCCGCCAACGGACAAACAGCGGCGGUGUGCCCAACGCGGAGCUGGCCGGCGAUCGCAACGUGCACGGUACCGGUGGUGGUCAUGGGCAGGCCCAUGUGCAUGCUGCUGUCGGGGUGGACGGCGCCAAACCAGCGGCAUCGGCGACGCAGCAGACUGCGGUUAUAUCGCCCGCAAACAAUAAUAACACUGCUACUGCAGGGGCAGCAGCGGCGUCUGGGAUUAACAAACCCAAACUAGUCUUUCAUUGUCAACAAGCCCAAGGCAGUCCAACGGGAUUAAUUUCCGGAUUUACCUCUGUUAGAGAACUGUAUCAGAAAAUAGCCGAAUGCUACGAUAUGGAUCCUUCUCAAAUUUUAUUUUGUACUUUGAAUACCCAUAAAGUGGACAUGGGACGCCUUCUUGGCGGACAGAUCGGGUUGGAUGAUUUCAUAUUUGCACAUGUCAAAGGACAAGCCAAAGAAAUAGAAAUUAUUAAAGAAGAGGAUGCUCUAGGUCUGACCAUUACUGACAACGGCGCCGGAUAUGCGUUUAUUAAGCGCAUCAAAGAAGGCAGUCUUAUGGACAAGAUCUCCCACGUGAGUGUCGGCGAUCACAUCGAGAAAAUCAAUCAGCAGUCGCUGGUUGGCUGUCGGCAUUUCGAAGUGGCACGGAAACUGAAAGAUAUUCCACGCGGGUCGACCUUUACCGUGCGUUUAAUAGAGCCCCUCAAAGCAGGCUUUGCGGCCAUCGGACCACGCAGCGCGAAGGGCGCGAAAGCGGGCAGCGGAGCCAUCGGCACCGGAAAGGCUACGCUCAGGCUCAGAGCAAAAGGUCCUGCUACUGUUGAAGAAGCGCCGGACGUGGUGUCUGCGGCAGUAACAGAAAAGAUCAAUGGACUACUGGAAUCUUUUCUUGGUAUUAAUGACAUCGAAUUAGCUACAACGAUUUGGGAAAUUGGGCAGGGCAAGACUAACACCCACGAUUUCGCUCUUGCACUCGAUGGAUCAGAACUGGCAGUCUUUGGAUUUACCGACGAUUUCGUUUUUGAUCUUUGGGGAAUUAUUAGCGACGCGAAAUCUGGUCGACUGAAGGCUGAUAAACCCAAAUUCGAGAUGCAGCUGUAGAAUUACACUAUCUGCACAUCCAACUUGGAUUUAAUUGUUUUUGUAGAAAGUGCGCUAUAAUUUCUUUUCCUUUCAGAUAACUAAGUCGACAUCUCCGACAUGAUUUUGACAAUAUUUUUCACAGAUAACUAUAUACUAAAAUCAACAGAAAUCUGUUGGCUCUGUUAAAAAAUUGAACCCAAACCAUAAAUAUUACUCUAAAACAUUCAAAAACAAAAAAGCGGAUAUGAAAAAGUCAAUAAACAUUUGGAAUAAAAACAA
Messenger RNA from Paramacrobiotus metropolitanus, 2249 nucleotides. Its product is annotated as PDZ domain-containing protein GIPC2-like. The record is from RefSeq and is a predicted model, not a curated record. Bases 702 to 1988 code for a protein of 428 amino acids. Gene Ontology annotation, molecular function: protein binding. The transcript is spliced from 9 exons. Lineage: Eukaryota; Metazoa; Tardigrada; Eutardigrada; Parachela; Macrobiotidae.